UUCUCUCUCUCUUUGAGGUUGCUUUACAAGGAGAUCCCAAUGUGGCACCCCACCAACCGCCAUUUCUUCAGCUGAAAGCUUGGUAUCCAUCAAACACUCAUGUCCCAUUACAGUACAGUUUGUUAGGGAGAUAGAGAAGGAAGAGAAAAACUAAAGGGUAUAAUAUAAUUGAGAUGAAUAUGAGUAGAAGAGUUGGGGCUAGAUGCAGUGUGGUUGCAGGGUCAGUGUGGGAGAGCAGAAUGAAGAGGGAUGAAGUUGGUGGUGGAGUUAAGGUCUUCAGGGCAGAACAAGGUUCUGAAGAAGGAGGCAAUGUUGGUACAAGAUUGAAGAGCAGCCAAACGGGGGGUGUAGUUGCUACUGGAAAGAGAAAAUCUUUGAAAUUGGAAACUAAAAAGAUUCAAAUAGGCAGAGGAAAAGUACAACAGUGUAAGAACCUUAAUGUAUCUUCUGAUUCAAUAAAAAAGAGUCCAAAGCAAGUUAGGAAGGAGAAGAAUGAAGGAAUUGGUGCUUCUGUUUGUACUGAUAAAUUAGAACGAGGUCCAAUUCUCACCAGAAAGAAAAUAUCUGAAGUGGGUGAAUCUGGUAAAAGGAAUAUUGGGCAGCUCAGAAAGAACAAUGACAAGAAUGACAGUGAUGAAAAUUGCAAGGAUUUUGGUGUGUGUCAAGAGAAGAUAAUUUCUAGCAGUUCAGAUGAUGCCAGCAUGGUCAAUGUUGAUGGUGAUUCUCAUGAUGAUGACGAAGAAGAAGAUGAGGAGGAGGUAGAGAUGAAUGAUGAGGAGUUUGAUAUUGAGAUGGAGAUACAGAGCUUUGAUGUUAAGGAAAUCAAUGCACCAGAAUCCAAGGUUGUGAAUAAGCCAGAAAAGGAGCUUAUGAAUGUACCAGAAAAACAGAAGACUGAAAAGGCUGUGAGAACCGACAGACAUUUUCAUCAGAAACAUGAAAGGUUAAUGUCUGUCCCUCUAACUGUGAAGCCAUCUCCUCCAAUAAAAAAGCUCUCCACAAUUCACCAAAAUUUCUCCAAGGGUGAUUCAAUUCCAAAGGCAGAAGAGUGCUAUAGCUUUCCACAAUCACAGACCAAACUGCAGAGUUUAGUGGAUUUAAUCAUGUGGAAAGAUAUCUCAAGAUCAGCAUUUGUCUUUGGGAUUGGAACAUUCACUAUAGUUUCAUCUUCUUAUGCAAAGGACAUCAAUCUGAGCCUCAUUUCUGCAAUGUCCUAUCUUGGCCUUAUCUAUCUAGCUGUUAUAUUUCUGCACAGAUCACUAAUAUGCAGGGGGGUCAUAGACGUAGAAAGCACAAACUAUGUAUUAGGAGAAGAAGAAGCAAUUACGGUGCUAAAGUUGAUACUUCCUUACUUGAAUGAAUUUCUGUCACAACUCAGAACCAUGUUUUCUGGAGAUCCUGGUACCACCAUAAAGUUGGCAAUAUCGUUCUUUGUUCUUGCUAGAUGUGGCAGCUCCAUAACCAUUUGGAAUAUGGCCAAAUUCUGCUUCUUUGGAUCUUUUACCUUGCCAAGAAUCUGCUCCUCAUAUUCUGCACAGUUAACUACAUUUGCAAACUUUUGGAUUGGUCGAUUCCGUGAUGCUUGGGAUUCUUGUUCUCACAAAAAGGUUGUGGCUCUUGCCAUUUUUUGUCUUGCUUGGAAUCUGUCAUCACUUGUUGCUCGCAUUUGGUCAGUGUUUGUUCUAUUUGUGGGCUUUAAAUAUUAUCAACAACAUUAUUUGGUAAGAGAUGAACGGGUGGAAGAUGAAGGAGGGUUUGGUGAAACAUGGCAUGAACCUGUUGUGGUUAAAGCUAGAAUGCAGAGACAACUACAUGCACCAAAUUUAUUUGAUACAAAAUGUAAACGAAGGAUUUUGAAGAUUGUUUAGACUUGGAAAAAGUCUCUUUUAACAACUCUUUUAUGACAACGCAUACAUGACAAUUUGUGAUUGGUCCAUUUUAAAUAUUUUUUUGGAAUAAAUUCAA
This is a messenger RNA of Vigna radiata var. radiata (mung bean), 1965 nucleotides long. Its product is annotated as reticulon-like protein B21. The record is from RefSeq and is a predicted model, not a curated record. The coding region runs from base 174 to 1868 and encodes 564 amino acids. The transcript has 9 exons. NCBI's taxonomy places the organism in Eukaryota, Viridiplantae, Streptophyta, Magnoliopsida, Fabales, Fabaceae.